Strongyloides ratti is the source of this 993-nucleotide messenger RNA. RefSeq names its product Casein kinase I. The transcript is spliced from 3 exons. The record is from RefSeq and is a predicted model, not a curated record. NCBI's taxonomy places the organism in Eukaryota, Metazoa, Nematoda, Chromadorea, Rhabditida, Strongyloididae. Gene Ontology annotation, molecular function: protein serine/threonine kinase activity; ATP binding. The coding region runs from base 1 to 993 and encodes 330 amino acids. Gene Ontology annotation, cellular component: cytoplasm; nucleus. Gene Ontology annotation, biological process: peptidyl-serine phosphorylation; signal transduction.
AUGAAUAUUAAACAUGAACUUUUAAUAAACAAAAAAUAUCGUCUUGAAGGAAAGAUUGGUUCAGGAACUUUUGGUGAAAUAUAUCAGGGAACUCAAUUAUUAACUAGUGAAAAAGUAGCUAUUAAGCUUGAAUUAAGAACUACAAAACAUCCUCAAUUACAUAUUGAAGCAAAAUUAUACCAAAAAUUACAAGAUGGUGUUGGUUUUCCUAAAAUUUAUUGGAUGGGAGUUGAAUGUGAUUAUAAUGUUAUGGUUAUGGAAUUAUUGGGACCUUCAUUAGAGGAUUUAUUUAAUUUUUGUAGUAGACAAUUUUCUUUAAAAACUAUUAUUUUAUUAGCAGAUCAGAUGCUGGAUAGGUUACAGUAUCUUCAUGAAGCUAAUUAUAUUCAUAGAGAUUUAAAACCUGAUAAUUUUUUAAUUGGUCUCAAUGAAAAAAAAAAUCUUUUACAUAUCAUUGAUUUUGGUUUAGCAAAAAGAUAUCGUUGUUCAGAAACAUUUACUCAUAUAAGUUAUAAAGAAAAUAAACAUUUAACAGGAACAGCAAGAUAUGCCUCUUUAAACACUCAUCGUGGAAUUGAGCAAAGUCGUCGUGAUGACAUUGAAGCUCUUGGUUACGUUCUAAUAUACUUUAUGCGUGGAUCUCUUCCUUGGCAAGGAAUAGCAGCUUCUACAAAAAAUCAAAAAUAUGAAAAAAUUUUUAAUGCCAAAUGUAAUUAUACAUUAAAAGAUCUUUGUAAUCAUAAUCAAAUAUUCAUAAAAUAUAUGGAGUAUGCACGAAGUAUGAAAUUUGAAGAAACACCAGACUACUACUAUCUUCGUUCUCUUUUUAGAGAAGAGUAUAGAAAAAGAAAUUAUCCUUGUACAAAUUAUGAUUGGUCACUAAUAGUAAAACAUAAUACUGAGAAAAGAGGUGAUGAUUUAAUAGCUGAAUCAUCGAAGUAUCUAAAAAAAUCUGACUCUACUGUAAAUACCAAUAUUUUUAUUGAUUUCUAG